Molecule: messenger RNA, 1002 nt
Organism: Dujonia railenensis
Lineage: Eukaryota; Fungi; Ascomycota; Pichiomycetes; Serinales; Debaryomycetaceae
Source: the annotation of a GenBank genome assembly
AUGUCUGAACAUAGAGAAAAACUCGACCUCAAGUCGUUACCUCACCACUAUGAUAAGCCAAUCAAGUUCGCCAUCAUUGGUGGUACCGGGUUCUAUGACUUACCAAACAUUAAACCUGUCGCUAGAUUGACCGUGUCCACACCAUGGGGAUUCCCAUCUUCUCCAAUCACCAUUUCUGAAACCGCUGACGGAUUUCCAGUUGCCUUCUUGGCCAGACAUGGUUUACACCACGACUUGUUGCCUACCGAUGUUCCAUCUAGGGCAAACAUCGCCGCUUUGAAGAGUUUAGGGGUAAAGGCGAUCGUUGCCUUCUCUGCUGUUGGUUCCUUGCAGCCUGAAAUCUUGCCCCGUGACUUUGUCUUACCAACUCAAAUAAUCGACAGAACAAAGGGUAUUAGACCACACACCUUCUUUGAGAAGGGGUUCGUUGCUCACGCGAUGUUUGGAGAGCCAUUCGACUUGAGGUUGAACAAGUUAAUCAGCGAGUCGAUUCCCACCUCUGGCUUCUUAGAACAGCACGACUCCAAGGCCGUUCCUACCUUCCACACCAAACACACCACCAACAAGGGCGAGGACUUAACUGUCAUCUGUAUGGAAGGUCCACAAUUCAGUACUAGAGCCGAGCUGAGAUUAUACAGAACCUGGGGUGGUUCAGUCAUCAAUAUGUCAGUCUUACCAGAAGGUAAGUUGGCCAGAGAAGCUGAAAUUUCCUACCAAAUGAUUUGUAUGUCCACCGAUUACGAUUCUUGGAAUGAAAGUGAAGAGCCUGUUACUGUCGAAACUGUUGUUGGUAACUUAAAGGCAAACGGUGCUAACGCUGCCAAGGUUGCAGCCGAAUUGAUUAGGGUUGUCACCCAUGACUUAGAAAACAAUAUCAGUAAGAUUGGUGAAGAUUUGGCUGGCUCUAUGAAAUACUCGGUUAGUACAAGUCCACAUGGUGUCAAGAAGGAAUUAUUGGAGAAAAUGCACUUCCUCUUACCAGGCUACUGGCCAGUCCACUAA